Antechinus flavipes (yellow-footed antechinus) is the source of this 1756-nucleotide messenger RNA. It is a transcript of the gene FADS3, whose product is annotated as fatty acid desaturase 3. The transcript has 12 exons. Gene Ontology annotation, cellular component: membrane. Gene Ontology annotation, biological process: lipid metabolic process. Lineage: Eukaryota; Metazoa; Chordata; Mammalia; Dasyuromorphia; Dasyuridae. The record is from RefSeq and is a predicted model, not a curated record. Gene Ontology annotation, molecular function: oxidoreductase activity, acting on paired donors, with oxidation of a pair of donors resulting in the reduction of molecular oxygen to two molecules of water. Bases 21 to 1352 code for a protein of 443 amino acids.
GCGGGCCGGACGGAGGGGCCAUGGGGCGGCCGGGGGAGCCCGGGCCGGGCGGCGGAGCGCGGGGGCCCCCCGUGCCCACCUACGGCUGGGAGGAGAUCCGGAAGCACUGCCUGCCCACCGACAAGUGGCUGGUGAUGGAGCGGAAGGUGUAUGACAUCAGCCGCUGGGCCGAGCGGCACCCCGGGGGCAGCCGCCUCAUCAGCCACCACGCGGGAGAAGAUGCUACGGAAGCUUUCCACGCCUUCCAUCAGGACCUGGGUUUUGUGAGGAAGUUCCUGAAGCCCCUGCUAAUUGGGGAGCUGGCCCCUGGGGAGCCCAGCCAGGACAGACAGCAAAACGAGCAGCUGAUCGAGGAUUUCCGAGCCCUGCGCCGGGCCAUGGAGGACAUGAAGCUGUUUGAGGCCGACACCAAGUUCUUCUCCCUGAUCCUGGGCCACAUCUUGCUCAUGGAGGGGCUGGCCUGGCUGGUGAUCUACCUCCUGGGCGCCGGCUGGGGCCCCACCCUCCUCGCUGCCGUGGUCCUGGCCAUCUCCCAGGCCCAGAGCUGGUGCCUGCAGCACGACCUCGGCCACGUCUCUGUCUUCAAGAAGUCCAGAUGGAACCAUGUGGGCCAGCAGUUUGUGAUGGGACAGCUGAAGGGUUUCUCAGCCCACUGGUGGAACUUCCGUCACUUCCAGCACCACGCCAAGCCCAACGUCUUCUACAAGGACCCGGACGUGACCCUGGCCCCUGUUUUUCUGCUGGGAGAGUCGUCGGUGGAGUACGGCAAGAAGAAGCGGCGGUACCUCCCCUAUAACCACCAGCACCAGUAUUUCUUCCUAAUUGGGCCGCCCCUCCUCACGCUGGUGAAUUUUGAGGUGGAAAACCUGGCUUAUAUGCUGGUGUGCAUGAAGUGGGCGGACCUGCUCUGGGCCCUGAGUUUUUACGUCCGAUUCUUCACGUGCUAUGUCCCCUUCUACGGCAUCCUGGGAACGCUGCUCUUCUUCAUCUUGGUCAGGGUCCUGGAGAGUCACUGGUUCGUGUGGAUCACCCAGAUGAAUCACCUCCCCAGGGACAUCGGCAGCGAGAAACACCGGGAUUGGGUCAGCGGCCAGCUGAAAGCCACGUGUAACGUGCAGCCCUCGCUCUUCGUGGAUUGGUUCUGCGGCCACCUCAACUUCCAGAUUGAGCAUCACCUCUUCCCAACGAUGCCCCGGCACAAUUACCACAAGAUCGCGCCGCUGGUCAAGUCCCUGUGCGCCAAGCACGGGCUCAGCUACGAGGUCAAGCCUUUCGCCCAGGCGCUGAUGGACAUUGUCGGGACCCUGAAGAAGUCUGGCGACGCUUGGUUGGAGGCUUACCUCCAUGAGUGAAGCUGCCAGGUGGGGAAGCCCGGGGCCCCCUGACCGCCCCCUCCCCCCACGGGGGCACCUUCAGUGCGUGGCCCCGACUCUCGGCCUCGGGCUCCGUGGCUGAUUCCGGGGGGAGGAAGGGCCAGCCGGCGAGCCCCCGGGCCCGACCCCAAACAGCUGGGCCCCAACUGGCCCCGGGCCAGCACGGCGUCUUCCUGGGCCCUUUGAAGCCCACCCGGAGCCCCGGCCCCGCCUGGAGAGGCCCCGGAGGACGCGGCCGGGGGCCACAGACUCGGGGCGCCCGUUGCCCUGGGAGACCGCAGCCUCCUUUCUUGGGCAUUGUGGGCCUCCGCCUGGGCCUCCACUUCCGGCCUGGUUUGUGAGCACCGAAGGAUAAUGAUUAAAAGCGCGCUGAUAAAUCGGAA